CUAGGGUCAUUUGUGAAGACCAACAGAGAUACCACCGGGAACUUGCUCAACACAGAGGUGCACAGCGCGCCAUCGCAGCGCUGGUCCAUGCAUGUGCCGGCCGAGGUGAGCGCGGCGGCGGGCGGCGCGGCCGUGCUGCCCUGCACCUUCACGCACCCGCACGGGCACUACGCCGGGCCGCUGACGGCCAUCUGGCGCACGGGCGAGCCCUACGCCGGGCCGCAGGUGUUCCGCUGCUGGGCAGCGCGGGGCAGCGAGCUCUGCCAGACGGCGCUGAGCCUCCACGGCCGCUUCCGCCUGCUGGGCAACCCGCGCCGCAACGACCUGUCGCUGCGCGUAGAGCGCCUCGCUCCGGGCGACGCCGGCCGCUACUUCUGCCGCGUCGAGUUCGCUGGCGACGUCCAUGACCGCUACGAAAGCCGCCACGGCGUCCGGCUCCACGUGACCGCCGCGCCGCGUAUCGUCAACAUCUCGGUGCUGCCGGGUCCCGCGCACGCCUUCCGCGCCAUCUGCACCGCCGAGGGGGAGCCGCCGCCCGCGCUCGUCUGGUCCGGCCCGGCUCUGGGCAACAGCUCCGCAGCCGUGCCGGGCUCGGCUCACGGCCACCAGGUGACAGCCGAGCUGCCCGAGCUGGCCCACGACGGCCGCUACACGUGCACAGCGGCCAACAGCCUGGGCCGCGCCGAGGCCAGCGUCUACUUGUUCCGUUUCCGCGGCGCCGGCUGGGCCUCGGCGCUCGCCCUGCCGCUGGGCGCGCUGGGCCUCAAGGCACUGCUGUUGCUAGGCGUCCUGGCCGCUGGCGUCGCCCGCCGCCGCCCAGAGCACCAGGAUAUCCCACCACAGCCCCAGGCUCAGGAGUCUAACUAUGAAAAUUUGAGCCAGAUGAGCCCCCAGAGCACGCCGGCAGCCGUGUGUUCCCCAUGUUCACCGUGA
Orycteropus afer afer is the source of this 933-nucleotide messenger RNA. It is a transcript of the gene SIGLEC15, whose product is annotated as sialic acid binding Ig like lectin 15. Gene Ontology annotation, cellular component: plasma membrane. The transcript has 5 exons. The annotation marks the transcript as partial. The record is from RefSeq and is a predicted model, not a curated record. Gene Ontology annotation, biological process: regulation of bone resorption; regulation of actin cytoskeleton organization; regulation of osteoclast development. NCBI's taxonomy places the organism in Eukaryota, Metazoa, Chordata, Mammalia, Tubulidentata, Orycteropodidae.